Messenger RNA from Haemonchus placei, 1869 nucleotides. NCBI's taxonomy places the organism in Eukaryota, Metazoa, Nematoda, Chromadorea, Rhabditida, Trichostrongylidae. The record is from the annotation of a GenBank genome assembly.
AUGGUCAGGGAUUUUCAAUUGAAAGUCCCUUCAACCCCCAUCCUAACAGGACGUUCGCCUAUCGGAUACACAACUAACGAACGAAGGAAGCGCUUCCAUAGUGCUAGUGUUCAGGUAGAUGUAGGUAGUCCCAGACAACGUUUUUCUUCAGAGCAAGAGUCCGAGCAGGAAUCGAAUCCCCUAGAUAUUUGGAUGUCAAGUAGUCUUGGGGAGCGCCUGUCGUGCAGCAUUUGCUGUGAAAUCUUUUAUAAGGCGGCAAAUGUGAUUCCAUGUGGCCACAAUUUCUGUUUAUCAUGUAUCAUGAGGUUUAUGGCCACAAAGGCAGACGCAGAGUGCCCGCAGUGUCGGGAGCGAAUUAAGGAUAUUGGAAUGGCCUACACGGUUAAUUCGAUUGUAGAUGUUCUACUUGAAAAAGAUCCAGAUAAAAAACGAACUGCCGAAGAACUGCAGCGGGAAGACGAUAUGUUCGCGAAAGCAGUAAUUGAGCUGAGGAAUAAGAACAGAUUCUUCCCCAGAGUAGCUCCACCUCGAUCAAGUACAUUUCCACAAGUUCCUACACGUGAACCUCUUCAGCUACGAAGUCUUUCUCAAGAACCAGCAAGGCCACGAACUCCUCAAAGACGCACAGUUUCACAAGUUUCAAGACAAGAAAGUUCGAGAAUUCGAAGUCCUUCUCAAGGGCCCAUUGGUCGUCAGGUUCAUACUCGAGCAACCCGAGAGCCUUCUCUACCACCCAUAGGAUCACUGGGAGCAACCGUAGAUCUUUCCCUAGGAACCUUACCACAGGUUUCCACUCGAUUGAUCCUACGUCCGCAUGCACGUACUAGUGAAUCUUCAAGUGGCUCCAGUGAAUCGAUGUAUUCUCAAGCAAUGGCACAGCUGAACACAAGUGAAUUGAUGUUUUCUCAAGCAAUGGCACGGCUGCAAGAUCUUUCUCGACGGGUACAGCAGCUCCAGCAGUCAAGUCCUACUCGAGGAACCACAAGACAGGAACAUUCUUCUCGGGUAUCUACGAGGCCACAAGUUUCCCUUCCACUUAGAUCAACUUCACAAGCUGCUUCCUCAACGGCCCACAGGUCAGCAAGAUCCUCUACUAGUACCUCGCUCCCGCAAACUCUUGCUCGUGAAUCUAGAGUUGAGUCAACUGUCACUGGAAGGAGCCCAAGGGCACGAAUUGACGGUCGUGGGCCUUCGCGGCUGGAAAGUCCUCGAGGAACUACAAGGUUGCAAACUUCUCAGGAAUCAACGAGGCCACAAGCUGUCACUGGAAGCAGCCCAAGGGCACGAAUUGACAGUCGUGGGCCUUCACGGCUGGAAAGUCCUCGAGGAACUACAAGGUUGCAAACUUCUUCUCAGGAAUCUACUAGGCCCCAAGUUCCCCUCCAACUUAGCUCGACUUCACAAGUUGCUUCUUCAAUUAACCAAAGGUCCACAAUUUCCUCUGCUAGCACUUCACGCAUCCAAAUUUCUGCUCUUGGAUCCAGGGUUGAGCAAGCUGCUAGUGGAAGAAGCCCAAGGGCACGAAUUCACGGUCGUGGGCCUCCACAACUACAAAGUCCUCGAGAAGCGAGACCGGAAACUUCUCAAGAAUCUUUGAGGCCACAAGUUCCUUCUCGACUUAGCUCAACUGCACAAGUUGCUUCUUCACGGAUUCACACUUCCACAAGAUAUCACGCAACUAGCUUAUGCCCAUUAUGUUCUGCUCGUGAAUCCAGAGUUGAGCCAGUUUCUACUGGUAGAAGCCCAAGGGCACCAAUUUCCAUUCGCGCAUCCUCACGACUGCAAUUCCAAACACGAGGAGCUACUACUACUACUACAGCUUCUUCACUGCCGAGAGUCAGCACUGUGAGACGAAUGUGGAGGAUAUAG